Molecule: messenger RNA, 663 nt
Organism: Miscanthus lutarioriparius
Lineage: Eukaryota; Viridiplantae; Streptophyta; Magnoliopsida; Poales; Poaceae
Source: the annotation of a GenBank genome assembly
AUGGCGGAGAAGGAAGAAUGCAAGGUCCUCAUUGACCAAGCGAGCAACGAUGUCGCCGAUCCACCACGCGAAGACGAGGACGACGACGAUAGCAGGAGCUUCAUCGUGGUCCUCAACCUGGUCCUCGGCGGCACGGCGCGCCUGAACGUGCUCCUCCCGACAGCCACGAUCCUCGCGUUCGCCAUCUUCGCCCCUCUCCUCACCGACGACGGCAAGUGCACCCGGCUGAACCGCAUCCUGACCGCGGCCUUCGUCGUCCUGUGCGCCGCGUCCUGCGUCUUCUUCACGCUCACCGACAGCUUCCGCUCAGCCUCGGGCCGCCUCCGGUACGGCGUCGCCACGCCCACGGACAUCCGCACGUUCUGCUGCGGCGGCGGCAGCCACCGGAGGAGGAAGGGGCCGAGGGAGCCGGAGCGGUACAGGCUGCGGUGGUCGGACCUGUUCCACACCACGCUGGCGCUGGUGGCGUUCGUGACGUUCGCCGCCUCGCACCACGACGUGGUCCUGUGCUACUACCCCAGCGUGCCCCGGAAGGUCGUCAACACCGUGCCGCUCGUGAUCGGCUUCGUGGUGAGCCUCCUCUUCGUGCUGUUCCCGUCCAGGAGGAGAGGCAUCGGCUACCCUUUCCUGCUCCGCACCGACCUCGUCUACCUGCGCCGCUGA